Molecule: messenger RNA, 2955 nt
Organism: Microthlaspi erraticum
Lineage: Eukaryota; Viridiplantae; Streptophyta; Magnoliopsida; Brassicales; Brassicaceae
Source: the annotation of a GenBank genome assembly
AUGAGUAAUAAUCUGAAACUUGGCGUUGAAGUCAUAAGCGCGAGGCUCAACCCCAAAGAAGAGAUUUCUUACGGUGAUGGCUACGGUGGUGUUAACGCCUUCGUCGAGCUACGAUUCGACGAUCAAAAAGUCAAAACCUCGACUAAACACGACGAUUCGAGUCCGGUUUGGAACGAGAAGUUCUUCUUCAACAUCUCUGAAUCAGAGGAUCUGUCGAAUCUUGUUCUUGAGGCUUACGUUUACACUAAAACCAGCAACAUCACAAAAUCGUGUCUCGGCAAGAUCCGAAUCUUCGGAACUGCGUUUGUGCCCUACUCAGAAGCUGUCGGAUUAAAUUACCCUCUUGAGAAAGACAAAUGGAGCGUCUUCUCCUCCUCAGCCGCCAUUAGACGUGAGCUCGCUCUCAAAGUGUUUGUAACUGAUAACCCCUCUCUCAAGGCACAUAAUCCAACGCAUACAAAGAAGAUUACUUCUAACACAAGGCACCGAUUCCACAACAUCCCCUCAACGGAGAAGAGUAAACCUAGCCAACGAAAACAUCAGCAAUCGCCUCAACCGCAACCGCCUCAAUCGCUGCCACUUCAAACGCAACUGCCUCAACGACCACCGGUUAUGGAAGCUUCUCGACAUCAAGCCGUGAGGUUUGCAUCACCGAUACCUACAGCAAUGGGAUUGAAUCCGAAUCCACCGGAUUAUUCAAUCAAAGAAACGAAUCCGAUUCUCGGAGGAGGCAAACGAGGAAGAACCACCACAGGUCAUGAUCUCGUGGAGCCAAUGGAAUUCCUCUUUGUCAAAAUCGUGAAAGCUCGGAAUCUUCCAACAAUGGACCCAACCGGAAGCCUAGAUCCGUAUAUCGAAGUCAAACUCGGAAACUUCACGGCGAAAACCAAACAUUUCGAGAAGAAUCAAAAUCCGAUUUGGAACGACGUCUUCGCUUUCUCCAAAUCCGAUCAACAAUCAAACUUUCUCGAUGUCGUCGUCAUGGACAAAGACGUGAUCAAAGACGAUUUCGUCGGCUCGAUCCGGUUCGAUCUCAAUGAGAUACCGACACGUGUUGCACCGGACAGUCCUUUAGCUCCGGAAUGGCACAGAGUCAACGCCGAGAAAGGAGGCGAGAUUAUGCUGGCGGUUUGGUUCGGUACGCAAGCCGACGAAGCGUUCUCAGACGCAACGUACUCAGACGCUCUAAACGCCGUUAACAAAUCGAGCGUGCGUUCUAAAGUCUACCAUUCUCCAAGGCUGUGGUACCUUCGCGUUAACGUCAUCGAGGCACAAGACUUGGUUGUUGUACCAGACCGGACUCGGUUUCCAAAUCCAUUUGUAACGAUCAAAUUAAGUAACCAAAUGGUUCGAACCAAACCGAGUCAAUCGGUUAACCCGAGAUGGAACGAAGAGUUUACGCUUGUAGCGGCCGAACCGUUUGAAGAUCUGGUUAUCUCGAUCGAAGACCGGGUCGCGGUUAACAGAGAGGAAACGAUCGGAACGGUUAAGAUACCGAUCGACUCAAUCGAUAGACGGGUCGAUGAUAACCGGACAGUACCCAACCGUUGGUUUAGUCUUGCGUUAGAUAACCAGAGGAGAGUCAGAUUCGCGACGACGAAGCUUCUCCUGAACGUUUGCUUAGAAGGAGGCUAUCACGUUCUCGACGAAUCUACUUACUACAGCAGCGAUUUCAGACCGUCGAUGAAAGAGCUCUGGAAUCGUCAGCUGCAGCCGUCGAUUGGUGUUCUCGAAUUAGGGGUUUUAGGAGUGGAAGGUUUGAUGAAUCAGAGCCAAGACGGGAAGAAAGAGACGGUUGAUGCUUACUGCGUGGCUAAGUAUGGAACCAAAUGGGUCAGGACCCGAACCGUUACAAACAAUUUAAACCCGCGGUUUAAUGAGCAGUACACGUGGGAGGUUUACGAGCCAGCGACUGUGAUCACAAUCGGCGUUUUCGAUAACGAUCAGAUCAAUGGUAACGGCAGCAACAGAGACGGGAAGAUUGGGAAAGUCAGAGUGAGAAUCUCGACGCUGGAAUCAGGAAGAAUCUACACGAAUUCGUAUCCGCUUCUUGUGCUUGGACCGUCCGGUUUAAAGAAAAUGGGGGAGUUGCAUUUGGCGAUCCGGUUUACUUGCACGUCAAUGUUUCAGAUGCUGGUUCAGUACUUUAAACCGCUUCUUCCCAAAAUGCACUACGCGAGACCGUUGAAAGUCGUGCAGCAGGAGAUUCUCCGGCAGCACGCGGUUAACCUGGUGGCGGCUCGGUUGAGCAGAGCAGAGCCGCCGCUGAGGAAGGAAGUAAUUGAGUACAUUUCGGAUUCGAAUUCGCAUUUCUGGAGCAUGAGGAAAAGCAGAGCGAAUCUAUUCAGAUUAAGAUCGGUUUUCUCCGGUUUACUCGGUACGGGGGAAUGGUUUCAAGAUAUCUGCAGGUGGAAGAAACCGGUAGCGUCUACAGCGGUUCAUGUGCUCUACUUCGCGUUUGUGUGUAUGCCGGAGAUGAUUCUUCCGAUGACGUCUCUCUGCUUGUUCAUGGUCGGUGUAUGGAACUACAGACUGCGACCGAGACAACCUCCGCACAUGGACACAAGACUCUCAUUUGCAGACAAUAUUCAUCCUGAAGAGCUAAACGAAGAGUUCGACACGUUUCCAUUUUCUUCACAAGACAUGGGGAUGGUGAAAAUGCGGUACGAGCGGUUGAGGAGUAUCGCGAGCAGAGCUCAAACGGUUGUGGGAGAUAUAGCUGGUCAGGGAGAGAGGGUUAUGGCUCUGUUAAGCUGGAGAGAUCCAAGAGCGACUUCGAUUUUCAUGGUGUUGUGUCUGUUUUCAUCUGUUGUUUUGUAUGUUGUGCCGUUUAAGGUCUUUGUUCUUCUCGCUGGAUUAUACAUCAUGAGACAUCCGAGGUUCCGGCGAAAGACACCUCCUGGUCUUGUUAACUUCUUCAAGCGACUUCCUGCAAGAACAGAUUGUAUGUUGUAG